Messenger RNA from Symphalangus syndactylus (siamang), 2189 nucleotides. RefSeq names its product protein tyrosine phosphatase 4A3 (gene PTP4A3). Lineage: Eukaryota; Metazoa; Chordata; Mammalia; Primates; Hylobatidae. Gene Ontology annotation, biological process: protein dephosphorylation. The record is from RefSeq and is a predicted model, not a curated record.
CAGAAAACCACGUUGAAAGCAACAGUGUUAUUUGAGGAACUGCUGUACUUGACGGAUGGUGCAGGACAAGAUGGGCCCUCUUCGGGGCCUCUGUGCCUCUCCCCCUUUCAGGGGGUUGGGGUAGAAACUGGAUCAAGGAUAGGGGAUUCUCAUGGGGUUGGAGGGUCCAUUGGGGCAGGGCCCCCCAGCAGCUGAGGGCCUCUCUCCCCCUGUCCUGGGGUCCUGGGGUCUCUGGCCCCCAUGAGUCCAGCUCUGAUUGCUCUGCCAAGUUUGCCGUCAUGCCAGGAACUGAGCCUUUCUCCUCGUGAGCUCUCUUGGACCCACAGUAUAUAUUCAGCAGGUGCCCAAUGCUGUGUGCUGUGGACUCGCCUGGGGUUCAUGGAGUGGGCCACGGGGCCCAGCCCUGAGCACUGCUGCGCCCAGGGUCGCCGUCCCUGCUUCUGAGGGGUCCCUGCGCCGCUGGCUCUCACCAUUGCCCUCGCCUGCCGAUGGCCUCUGCUGCCCAGCCUGGGGCCAGCUCUACCGCCUGAGCCCCCUGCCCCACUCCAGGACUCACUGUACCCCGAUGGGGUAACGUGACACAGGCCCUGCACGUCACAGGCCGCUGUCCCCACGGCCGCUGCCUGUGACCCCCGGCCCAAGGCUGCUGGAGUUGGUUCAGUUCAAGUUCAUUCUUCCUCUAGCCCUUGGGGGCUUGGGGCCCACCUCUGAGUGAAGGGGGCUGUCUGCCCAUCCACCGAUGCGGAGGGGGCGCCCCCAGCGUGGGGUCCAGCUCUGGACACUGCUUGGCGGCCGGGUUCACUUUGGGUUUUUAAGUUUUCUUUGCUGAGCUUUUUUGGUUGUUCUUUUUAUUUUUUGCCUGUUUAUGACUAUCCAGCUCUGAGAGACGGGAGUUUGGAGUUGCCCACUUUACUUUGCGGGGGGCUGUUUUGUUCCUUUUCUUUUUUAAGAGUUGGAUUUUCUUUUUUAAUUAUCGAAACACUGGGCAGCUUCCUCCCCCACACCCAAGUAUUUGCACAAUAUUUGUGCGGGGUAUGGGGGUGGGUUUUUAAAUCUCCUUUCUCUUGGACAAGCACAGGGAUCUCGUUCUCCUCAUUUUUUGGGGGUGUGUGGGGACUUCUCAGGUCGUGUCCCUAGCCUUCUCUGCAGUCCCUUCUGUCCUGCCGGGCCCAUCGGGAGGCGCCAUGGCUCGGAUGAACCGCCCGGCCCCGGUGGAGGUGAGCUACAAACACAUGCGCUUCCUCAUCACCCACAACCCCACCAACGCCACGCUCAGCACCUUCAUUGAGGACCUGAAGAAGUACGGGGCUACCACCGUGGUGCGCGUAUGUGAAGUGACCUAUGACAAAACGCCGCUGGAGAAGGAUGGCAUCACUGUUGUGGACUGGCCGUUUGACGAUGGGGCGCCCCCGCCCGGCAAGGUAGUGGAAGACUGGCUGAGCCUGGUGAAGGCCAAGUUCUGUGAGGCCCCCGGCAGCUGCGUGGCUGUGCACUGCGUGGCGGGCCUGGGCCGGGCUCCAGUCCUUGUGGCGCUGGCCCUUAUUGAGAGCGGGAUGAAGUACGAGGACGCCAUCCAGUUCAUCCGCCAGAAGCGCCGCGGAGCCAUCAACAGCAAGCAGCUUACCUACCUGGAGAAAUACCGGCCCAAACAGAGGCUGCGGUUCAAAGAUCCACACACGCACAAGACCCGGUGCUGCGUCAUGUAGCUCAGGACCUUGGCUGGGCCUGGUCGUCACGUAGCUCAGGACCUUGGCUGGACCUGGUGGCCCUGCCCAGCCCUGCUCUGUGCGGCCCAGCGGGGCUCCAGGCCUUGGCUGGCCCCACAUCGCCUUUUCCUCCCUGACACCUCCGUGCACUUGUGUCCGAGGAGCCCCCCCGGGCCCCCGUGUGGCCUCUGGGCCCUUUCUCCUGUCUCUGCCGCCCCCUGUGGCGGUGCUGGCCGUGGCUCUGUCUUUCCGAGGUGGGUUGGGCGCCCUCUUCCCUGGACUCCCUGCCCGCCCCUCCCACACCAGCCGGGUCGGUCUCCUCUAGCCUGUUUGUUGCAGGGCGGGGGUAUAUUUUGUAACCACUGGGCCCCCAGCCCCUCUUCUGCAACCCCUUGCCCUGACCUGUUCUCGGCACCUUAAAUUAUUAGACCCCGGGGCAGUCAGGUGCUCCGGACACUCGAAGGCAAUAAAACAGGAGCCGUG